Molecule: messenger RNA, 1908 nt
Organism: Athalia rosae (coleseed sawfly)
Lineage: Eukaryota; Metazoa; Arthropoda; Insecta; Hymenoptera; Athaliidae
Product: arrestin domain-containing protein 17
Exons: 8
Coding region: 317-1621 (434 amino acids)
Biological process (GO): protein transport
Cellular component (GO): cytoplasm
Source: RefSeq, a predicted model, not a curated record
CGUUAUCGAGAUGACGUCAUAUUCGUACUCUGGUGCUACCGCGGCGAAUCGUAGUCUCCGUGAUCUCAAUAUAGCGCAUAGUGGAUACUAUUUGUAGGAAUGGAUAAAAUAAACGGUGAUGAUGAUCCCACAAGCUGGCAGUAUGCUUUGGCGUGUAGUACACAGAACAUGGUGUAUUAAAGAAUUCAGGAGACAAAGUUUGUCGGCUAAGUAUAAAAUGAUGAUCACUCAACAAAGAUUGAUAACAAUAACGUUAUCAAACAACGACGUGGUCGUUAGGUCCAGGCUAACGUGCGUAAUUGCAAAAGAGUGAGAGAUGGUACUCAGGGACUUUCAGAUACAGUUUGAUAAUCCUUGGAACACUUUCUACGGAGGACAGACUGUAACAGGGCGAGUUAUCGUCGUCAUAGAUUCAACGAAGAAGAUCCGCGGGAUAAAUAUAAGGAUAAAAGGAGAAGCUAACACAGCGUGGACCGAAAACAAAUCUGAGCUUAAUAACGAUGGGAAAUACCAUGAUGAAAAUCAAAUGAUCACUGGUCACGAGGAAUACUUCAACAUACAGUACUAUCUCCUUGGUGGAGCCUCAGGUGUGGAAAUUCAACUACCGCCUGGUGAACAUUCGUAUCCAUUCAGCUGCGUCUUGCCGCCCAAUCUUCCAAGUAGUUUUGAAUCGGAUCUUGGGCAUGUUCGCUACACCGUCAAAGCGACCUUAGAUCGGCCUUGGAAAUUCGAUCAAGAAGUCAAGACCGCGUUCACGGUCGUGUCGGCGUUAGAUCUCAAUCAAGAGCGAGGAGCCGCGGACCCUGUUCAAGAGGAGUUAACGAAAACUUUCUGCUGUCUUUGUUGUGGAUCGGCACCUCUUAAUGUGACGGUGUCACUGCCGGUUCGCGGUUACGUUCCUGGUCAAGCCAUUCCGAUAAGAUUGAAUGUUGAAAACCAUAGCGAUGUUGCAGUGGACACGGUGAAAUUUUAUCUCAGAAAAGUGGUAACUUAUACGGCAACUUCACCUACGCUUUCGACCAAAAGAAUAAAAAUCGUAGUAUCGGAAAUCGGAAAAGGACCUGUGGAAGGCGGCGCGACUGUUAAUUGGGAGGAACGGUUAAAUGUACCUCCGCUGCCGCCAUCAAAUCUGGCGAAUUGUGGCAUCAUCAGGCUCGAGUAUAAUCUCAAAGUGGAAGCUUGCGUUUCGGGAUGGUACCACCGUAAUCUCAAGCGAAAUAUCCCAGUGUACAUAGGAACGAUUCCUCUUACGAGUUAUCAGCCUCCGGUUGCUCCACCAUCAGGAAGCAUCUUGAAACUAGAUGAGUAUCCAACGAAACCCGCAGACCCUACUUAUGGUGGAUACCCAAGUGGCUAUCCAGAGUUCAAUCCUGGUUUUGGUAACCCGGAUACACCGGAACCGAGUGCACCUUUAGGUUUCAUCCCACCAUCAAAUUCAACUUCUGCAAUGCCUCCACCAUUGCCACCAACCAUGACCAUGUAUCCAAAUUUGGCCCCGCCAUCAUACGCAGAGUCGAUUUACGGUGCUCGUCAUAUCCAAGAGCGUGGCGAGUCCGAACACGUACUGGGUGCCAGGAAUCAAUUCUCACCAAGAUAUCCGGUCUACAGCUUUGCACCAUAGUAGAGAACCUAUCAAUAAAACUAGAUAGCUCUUGGGAGAGAGGAAUAGAGAAUAUUCCUAAGUUGAGACAUUUGUUCAAUUGAACUGGCAUGCUUUGCAUUUCAGAUUUUACGUUAUCACUGGUGGAUUAUGUAAUAAUGGCAGAUAAACUAUAUCCAACGAAUUGGCGCAGCUUGAUGAUAUUCUCGUAAAUUAGUUUAUGUACUAUUGUAAAGUUUAUACACAUAUUUUGAUGCAGCUUUAUACGUAUGAAACGUAAAAAUAUACAGCACUAUUCGCUAAUAGAA